CAUUCAACGCCUCCUCUUCCGCAAUCUAGAAGCUUCUAUCUCGCACCCUUGCAACUUCUAGAAGCCUCUAUCUAGGCUCUCGCCCUCGCCAUGGGCAACGGCCUCUCCCCGUGUCUGUGCCCCGGGGCCGUGCGCGGCGAUGCCACGGCGGCGCGGCUGGUGUUCUGGGGCGGGUCGGCGAGGAUGGCCGAUUCCCGGCGGCCGACCACCGCCGGGGACGUUGCGGCGGAGCUCCCUGGCGACCACCUCGUCUGCGCCGCGGACUCCUUCUUCGUAGGCCUCCCGGUCCCGGCGUUGUCACCGGGCGAGCGGCUCCUGCCGGGGCGGACCUACUUCGUGCUCCCCGCGGCGCGCUUUUCAUGCCGCAACCAGGCGCUCACCGCCGCGACGCUCGCCUCGCUCUCGCCGUCCCCGGCCAAGGUGUCCCUCGCCGGGGGCGCGGCGUCCCCGUUCGAGUACGUCACGGGCGGCGACGGCGCGGCGCUCAUCAGAGUCCUGCCCGAGUUCAUCGAGAAGGUGAUCACGUCGUGCGGCGCGGCGACCGCGGCGGAGCAGCUGUGCAGCACGCCGGAGCUGAGGAAGCACUACAUGCAGCUCGUCGGGGCGAGGGCCGAGCGGCCUUGGUCGCCGGGGCUCGAGACGAUAUCGGAGGCCGGGAAUGGGAGGUGGAGGAUGCCGUCGCCGGUGAGGCUGGUCAGGCUGGCAAAGGCUUCUUCAAGGUAGCCGUGCUUGGAUCCAUGGAUCAGCAAACGGGGAUAGAGUUUAGCCUAAUUUUUGCUUCUUGAUACAAGAGGAGAGAAAACAAUGUACAUAGAUACAGAAAGGAUAUGAGUAGGGAAAUUUGAUGUAGUUUUAAUUCAUUAUUUUCUCUCCUAGCAAUAGAUGAUAAGCGGAUGCAAAUGAAUGAAUAAAAUUGCAUGUCAUCCAACUUUA
This is a messenger RNA of Phragmites australis (common reed), 933 nucleotides long. RefSeq lists its product as uncharacterized. The coding region runs from base 91 to 723 and encodes 210 amino acids. Lineage: Eukaryota; Viridiplantae; Streptophyta; Magnoliopsida; Poales; Poaceae. The record is from RefSeq and is a predicted model, not a curated record. The transcript has a single exon.